AUGGCAUACAAAGUUGCUUUACAAGCAGUGUUCGCUGUUUUAACGGCAGCGGCAACUAUAGAUAAAAGAAUCACUGGCGGCGAGCUGGCGAAUGCCAGUGAAUUUCCAUACAUUGUUAAAGUUGGACCUGAUUGCGGAGGAUCUCUACUGGAUAGUACUACUGUUCUUACUGCUGGUCAUUGCUCGAGGUCCCUCAAGGAUGACAGGAAUAUUAGCUAUGCGAAGCUGCCGACGAAGGGCUUAGAACCUAAGGCCAAUUCAAUUGGAAUCGCAGCAGGCUGUUGUCCGCCUGAGUGGAGGCGGAUACCAGUUGAAAACGAAUUUUGCGCUGGUGGAAAUGGAAAGGGCGCUUGCUCUGGCGAUAGCGGCGGUCCCUUUGUCGAGAAAGAGACUGGAGUAUUGAUUGGUAUUUCCAACACGGCUUCCUGUGGUGAUUAUACCUCUUUCACCAAAGUCGCUGGGCAUAUCUCGUUUAUUGAGGAGCAUAUGACGCCGGGCCCGGACUUCGUUUUCCCGCAGUCAGAUGAUGAUGAUCGGUGCGAUGGUGGAAAAUUAAUUCCAGGACCUCUCGGACAAGGAGAGAAAUGCGUUUCAGCGUCUGGAGGGCUUUAUGAACCAAUGAAGGCGGUCUAG
Messenger RNA from Metarhizium robertsii ARSEF 23, 633 nucleotides. RefSeq lists its product as uncharacterized. The transcript is spliced from 3 exons. The record is from RefSeq and is a predicted model, not a curated record. Gene Ontology annotation, biological process: proteolysis. Gene Ontology annotation, molecular function: serine-type endopeptidase activity. Bases 1 to 633 code for a protein of 210 amino acids. NCBI's taxonomy places the organism in Eukaryota, Fungi, Ascomycota, Sordariomycetes, Hypocreales, Clavicipitaceae.